Sesamum indicum (sesame) is the source of this 558-nucleotide messenger RNA. RefSeq lists its product as uncharacterized. The record is from RefSeq and is a predicted model, not a curated record. Lineage: Eukaryota; Viridiplantae; Streptophyta; Magnoliopsida; Lamiales; Pedaliaceae. Gene Ontology annotation, molecular function: DNA binding.
AAAGGUCCCAUUGAUUUCAUUGAAAAUUAAUAGAAUCAAACCCUAAAUUUUUGUUCACCACCAUCGCCGAUGGCAGAUCUUGAGCCAUUCAGCAUCCCCGACGGUUGGAAACUUGUCAAGAGAGUUGAUAACAAAGGAACCAUUGUCAAGUACUAUACGAAUGUUCUAGGACAAAAGUUUUACAGCAAGGAAGAUUUACUACGGAACAUAAAGGAUGCGAAAGAGAAAGGACUAUCCAUAUAUGGUCCUGAAUUUAAAGCAUCCGAUUCCCGGGGUAAAAAGAAGAAGACAAAAAUAGGAGAAACAUCCACAAGGAUCUGCAAAAGAGAUGAGCAAAAAUCUACUUGUACAAGGGGAGUGAAAAUAUCUAGAAAGCAAGGAGAAGCGAAGAAGGGACAUGAAAUCAAAGGAGGGAGGUCUGCUGUGCACAUUUGUGACCAAACUGUCGCAACUGACGAGCGCCGGAGGUCAAGAAGACUUGCAGGGCUUGAGCCCGAGCUAAAAUGUGAUUUUAAGCUUGAUAAAGCUCUGGAAUAUGUAGUUAAGGAUUGAAAGGUC